AUUAAAAAAAAAUUAUUUCUGAAAAAAGAAAAGAGAGAGAGAGAAGCUUCUACAGUACUAAAAGCGGAGUGAAGCCGACGAAAUCUCCGCCAACGGAAAAUUUUCACAGAGCUGAAAUCUCGUUGGCGGCGAUGGCGGAUUCUCUGAUUUGGGUUUCGGAAGCUUCGUAUAUUGUGUUAAAUAUAUCUCCGUUCUCGGAUCCACCUUCGAAAACCCGUGUAGAUGCUCCUCGGGUUUAAAGGUCUUUUACGUUUCGUCUUCACCCUGUGAGUUGCUGUUCUCGCGGCGAAGGUUCUGUGUAGAUUAUAGCAGAUCUGAGUAUUUUCAAGCCAAAGGGAAAGUGUCGGCGAUGUCGAUUUUCUCACUCGCGAGCUCUGCUGGUUCUCAAAGAGAUGUCCUUAGGAUAAUGGUGUUGAAAGCGUUGGUUUCUGUAUAUUGUGUGGUUUCUCUCCUCAAUGUUCACUUAGCUGAUGCUCUAUAUGAAGGACUGCCUAUAUCACCAUCUUUAUCACCUUCAACUUCACCUGAUCUGCCCUUACCAGCUGAAUUUCCGCAGUUUCACAGAAAGCAUUUGGCACCAGAACAAGCAGAAGCACCUCGCUAUAGUCGAUUGGUCGCUUCUGCUCAUCCCCCUGCCAGCUCACAUUUCUCCAAACCAUCAAUGAAAAGGAAUGCACAAUCUCCUGGAGCUGGCUUGGUUGAUAUUGCUCCAACACAGUCUAGCAAUGGUGCCCUUCCUAAUGACUUAACUCAGCCACCUUUGUCUCCCUCCAUUUCAAAUUGUUGCAAACCAAACAUGGUGCUGAAACGAGGAAGUACUGCUUGCCACUGCGUAUAUCCUAUAAAGCUGGAUAUCCUUCUCUUGAAUGUUUCAGAUACUCCUAGCUGGAACAUCUUCCUGACUGAAUUUGCUACCCAGCUUGGUCUCCUACCUCACCAAAUCGAGCUGAUCAACUUCUAUUUUCUAAGCUUAUCAAGGAUGAACAUUUCAAUGGAUAUCACACCUCAUUCUGGAAUUAGUUUUUCAGCAAGUCAGGCAGCGGCAAUAAACUCUUCCCUUAUCAGCCACAAAAUUCGUUUCAGCACUACUUUGGUGGGAGAUUAUAAAAUUCUAAAUUUUACCUGGUUUGAGGCCCCUGCACCAUCUCAAGCACCUCUAGUGGCUUCUUCACCUCAAAAAGUAACAUCACAAGGAUCCUCAGCCACUACAUCAGUGAGUUCUCCCGGAAAAAGGAGGCACCCUAAUCUUAUUCUAAUCUUUGCUGUAACCGCUGGUGUGCUUAUCGUUGCCAUAAUCUCUGUGCUUAUUAUUUGUUCCUGUGCUCUCCGAGAAGAAAAAUCUCCUGAUCCUCACAAAGAAGCUGUAAAACCGAGGAACCUGGACCCUGCUUCAGUUGGGGGGUCGCUUCCCCACCCAGCAAGUACACGAUUUCUGUCAUAUGAAGAACUCAAGGAGGCAACUAGCAAUUUUGAAUCUGCCAGCAUUCUAGGGGAAGGUGGGUUUGGCAAAGUGUACAGAGGCAUCUUAGCCGAUGGUACUGCUGUAGCAAUCAAGAAGCUAACAAGUGGAGGACCACAAGGCGAUAGAGAAUUUCAGGUGGAGAUUGAUAUGCUAAGCCGUCUUCAUCAUCGUAAUCUCGUAAAACUUGUGGGUUACUAUAGCAGUCGAGAUUCUUCUCAGCACCUACUUUGUUAUGAGCUGGUUCCAAAUGGCAGCCUCGAGGCUUGGCUCCAUGGGCCUCUUGGGUUGAACUGUCCACUUGAUUGGGACACCAGAAUGAAGAUUGCACUUGAUGCUGCAAGAGGCUUAGCAUACCUUCAUGAAGACUCGCAACCAUCGGUUAUACACAGAGAUUUUAAAGCCUCUAAUAUCCUCCUAGAGAACAACUUCAACGCCAAAGUUGCAGAUUUUGGUCUAGCCAAACAAGCUCCUGAGGGCAGGGGUAAUCACUUAUCUACCCGUGUUAUGGGCACAUUUGGAUAUGUAGCGCCUGAAUAUGCGAUGACCGGACACUUACUCGUCAAAAGUGAUGUUUAUAGUUACGGCGUGGUCCUUCUCGAGUUAUUGACUGGGAGAAAACCUGUGGAUAUGUCACAACCUUCAGGCCAAGAAAACCUUGUCACUUGGACAAGGCCAGUUCUUAGAGACAAAGACCGGAUAGAGGAACUAGUUGAUUCAAGACUGGAAGGAAAAUACCCAAAAGAAGAUUUCAUAAGAGUCUGCACAAUAGCUGCAGCUUGUGUUGCACCUGAAGCUAGCCAAAGACCGACGAUGGGUGAAGUGGUUCAGUCGCUUAAAAUGGUUCAACGGGUCGUUGAGUAUCAAGACCCGGUUUUAAACACUUCUAACAAAGCUCGUCCUAACCGGAGACAAUCGUCGGCUACGUUCGAGUCAGAAGUAACUUCUUCUAUGUUCUCUUCUGGUCCUUAUUCUGGUCUAAGUGCCUUUGAUCAUGAAAAUAUUACACGAACAACUGUUUUCUCUGAAGAUCUUCAUGAAGGCCGGUGAAGAAAGAACCAUGGCUUUUUUCUCACUUAUUUUUUUUGUUUUAUUUUUGUUUUCUCCAACUUAAAGGUGAGAAAAUUCGAGCAGAGGAGCUUUGAGUUUAAGACAUUGUUACAGCUUUUUAGAGUUUGGAUAUGGAGUUCUCCUUUCUGGAGAAUAAAAUUUUGUAUAUAUAUAUAUGCCACUUAUUUCUUUCUUU
Eutrema salsugineum is the source of this 2705-nucleotide messenger RNA. RefSeq names its product receptor-like cytoplasmic kinase 185. The coding region runs from base 350 to 2509 and encodes 719 amino acids. Gene Ontology annotation, molecular function: protein kinase activity; ATP binding. The record is from RefSeq and is a predicted model, not a curated record. Gene Ontology annotation, biological process: protein phosphorylation. The transcript has 8 exons. Lineage: Eukaryota; Viridiplantae; Streptophyta; Magnoliopsida; Brassicales; Brassicaceae.